Molecule: messenger RNA, 2626 nt
Organism: Myzus persicae (green peach aphid)
Lineage: Eukaryota; Metazoa; Arthropoda; Insecta; Hemiptera; Aphididae
Product: peptide transporter family 1-like
Exons: 15
Coding region: 374-2413 (679 amino acids)
Biological process (GO): oligopeptide transport; transmembrane transport
Cellular component (GO): membrane
Molecular function (GO): dipeptide transmembrane transporter activity
Source: RefSeq, a predicted model, not a curated record
UUAUGUUAUACCGUUAGACGUACGACGAUCGGGCUAAAUAGUUAGGCAUCAGUUAUAACUUGUGUAUCAGAGAGAGUGAACUGCAGUUCAUUCUCGUUGUUAGUCUUAAAAUUAAUUUAUUGUACUAAUACGUAUACACAGUACACACUAAAAUCAAAUAAUUGAAAUAAACUUUUGUUGUGUUUUUUUCUUAUACUUUAUCAAUAGUAAAAUGGUUUUAUAUUAUGUUUCUCGAAUAAAAUUAUUUAAUAAAGAUGUUAUAUAAAUUGUAAAAAUGUUAAUUUAGGUAACAUUUUGUUGUUCCUAGAUAGAAAAGCAAAUCCACUAAGAAAUUUUAUUUCUACAACAUACGAAUAUUUCUACAUAAUAAAUAAUGGCAUACCCAAAGUCAGUGUGGUUUAUCAUCUGCACAGAGUUUUGUGAACGAUUUUCCUACUAUGGACUUCGAACUGUUUUAGUAUUAUAUCUCACAUCAAUAUUGCAAUACGAUGAAGACGAAUCCACUAUUAUUUAUCACAUGGCUGUCUUUAUGGCGUAUUUUUCACCACUAUUUGGAGCUAUUCUAUCUGAUUCUUUCUUGGGAAAAUUCAAAACUAUAGUAUAUCUUUCACUAAUUUACGCAGUUGGAAAUUUAGUCAUAACUGGGUCAUCUUUGGCAGUUUCAUUUAGUUUAAACAACCAAAGAUACUUAGCACUGAUGGGAUUAGUUUUAAUUGCGAUUGGCACAGGUGGAAUAAAACCAUGUGUUUCUUCAUUUGGCGGUGAUCAAUUCGACCUUCCUGCUCAAGAAGUUUAUCUACAAAAGUUCUUUUCCAUAUUUUACUUUUCUAUCAACGCAGGUUCUCUUAUAUCAACAUCAGUAACACCGGAGCUAAGAAAAGACGUACAAUGUUUCGGCCGAACUUCAUGUUUCCCCUUAGCUUUUGGUGUACCAGCUGUGCUAAUGCUGGUCGCGAUUUUUAUUUUCGUAUGUGGUAAACGAUUAUAUAAGAUAAAAAAACCAGAAUCGAACGUCAUUGUAACAUCUUUUUCAUGUAUUUUUCAUGCGAUAAAAAGAAGACUAUCAUAUGUUUCAUCAAAUACAAAAAAAAGUCAUUGGUUGAAUUAUGCAGACGACAAGUUUUCGGAAAAAGACAUUUCAGAUAUACGCGCUGCUCUAGAUGUGAUGUAUUUAUUUAUUCCGUUCCCAUUCUUCUGGGCUUUAUUUGAUCAACAAGGUUCUCGUUGGACAUUACAAGCUACUUUGAUGAACGGUAGGAUUGAUUUUCUCAACUGGACAAUGAAGCCUGAUCAAAUGCAAGUGAUGAAUCCUCUUCUCGUUUUAUUAUUUAUUCCGUUUUUCGAAACCGCUGUUUAUCCUCUAUUAGCCAAGAUUGGUAUUAAAAAACCAUUACAAAAAAUUGCAUUAGGUGGUUUUCUUGCCGCUUUUGCUUUUGUACUAUCUGCUGUUGUACAAAACAAGAUUAUUGGUGGAUCGAACCAAAUAUCAUCUGGUGAAGGUCAUCUAAGAGUUUUUAACGGAUUUGAUUGCAACAUUACAAUCAAUUCAACAAAUUUACCUGUCUACAAAUUAAGUUCUCUUGAGACUUUAGAGAUAAGAUAUACCCCAACUUCUAACGAAACUUCAUUUCCAAUUGUUUUCAUCGCUGAUCCUUCGUGUUCUCCGACUUUGUCAACAUUAAAUUUAACGAGCAGUGUUUCUAUUGUAGAAGGAAAGGCAACGUCAUAUUUUUUAACUCGUUCAAAAGAUAAACUUGAAUUAAAAAGAAUUGGUUAUUUUGAUGACAUGACUAAACCUAAGAACGGCAAUCCAAUUUUAAGAAUUUUAAACAGCGAUGAUUUAUCUAAUAAAGUUUUAAAACUCAAAGAUAAAGACAACAACAACACGGCAACUGAAAUUAAUUUAAAAUCCUUAACAACUAAAACGGUACCCAUUGGAAAAUAUAAAGCCUUUUUUGACAACGAAUUUAUCUCAGACUUCAAUUUUUUACCGGCUAGUGUAAACACGCUUGUAUUACAACUUAAUUCAGGACACACAGAUUCAAAUUUGGUAGUCCUAGAGAAAGGUAAUUUUAUUCAUAUAGCAUGGCAAUUACCUCAAAUUAUUGUAAUGACCGCUGCAGAGAUUAUGUUUUCGAUCACGGCGUUAGAAUUUGCAUUUACUCAAGCGCCUACAAGCAUGAAAUCCUUACUGGCAGCAGUUAAUUUGUUGACGGUAGCGUUAGGAAAUCUAAUGGUAGUGAUCGUGUCUGAAGUACGGUUUUUCGAAAAUCAAACCUAUGAAUACUUGCUAUUUGCUGGAUUAAUGGUGCUCGAUAUGUUAAUAUUUAUUUUAAUGAGCUGUAAAUAUAAAUAUAAAAAUCUGAAUGACCCCGUACCCAUUACACACAAUGAGCAAAACAAGCAAAACUAAAGGUAUACUAUUUUUUUUAUAUUGUGAUAUAUUGCAGAUAAUUUAUAUUUAAUCAAUUGAUUAAUAUUUUACUAUGUAUACAUUUUAAGUAUGACUGUAUAAACUACUAUUCAAAUUCCCGUAUACACUUGUUUUUAUAAAAUAUGUAUUUAUAUGUUAUAUCUAUAUAAAUAAGUUAAAUUAUCUAUAUGUAUUAUAUUAUUACGGAUUUUU